Uranotaenia lowii is the source of this 1864-nucleotide messenger RNA. RefSeq names its product protein yellow. Bases 442 to 1716 code for a protein of 424 amino acids. Gene Ontology annotation, cellular component: extracellular region. The record is from RefSeq and is a predicted model, not a curated record. Lineage: Eukaryota; Metazoa; Arthropoda; Insecta; Diptera; Culicidae. The transcript has 4 exons.
CACUGCUCCGCUCCAAACGCUCGCCAGAUCGUGAUUGAGUUCGCAGAUUUUUGCCAUUUUACCGUAGUAGUUGUGGUAGGUUGGUACCUACACUAGGGCUUCUGGCCUGCGUCUGGUUUUGUCUCGUCUGGUCUUAGUUCUUGCAUCUCAGUGAAAGAAUUAAUACCAAGCAUCACACAGUAGAAAAGCCACCAUAAACAACAAAACCGAGUGGCAAGCGACGAACUCGAAUCAGAAACGUUUGAUCGUUCUGUGCGCGAUCAUUCCUCGCGAUCGGGGGCCGUGGAAGUGUAGUGAACCUAGUGCACUAGGGUGAUCAUAAUUGUUUUUUUUUUGUUGCUGCUGCUGCUCUCAGCAAUUAUUCCCGGUGACCUGUUGAUCUUUCAGCAGUUGUUCAUUGUAAACCAAUCGUGUAGCAAUAAGAGCGAAACCUAGAUCAACAUGAAAAAAAUUGCAUGGAUCACGGUGAUUGGAAUCGUCAUAGUUCAACAAUUGACCACGGUCUGCGGAAUAAAACUGAAGGAAAAGUUUAAAUGGCGUGAAGUGGAGUAUGAUUGGCCUUCACCGGAAGCAAAACAGGAAGCGAUCGACUCGGGAAAGUAUAUUAUCGCAAACAAUCUGCCGCUGGGAAUAGAAAGGUGGCACGACAAACUGUUCAUCACAGUGCCAAGAUGGAAAGCCGGCGUGGGAGCAUCGUUGACCUUUGUCAACAUUUCCGAUGACAGCAUGUCGCCCUUGUUGCAUCCUUACCCAAGCUGGGAAGCUAAUGAGCUUCCAAAGAUGGAUUCUGAUGAAAAAUCCGAAAGCUCUCCGAAACAGCUGAAAGAUAACAAUACCAUCAUUUCGACCUUCCGAGUGAGAGCUGACGAAUGUGACCGUCUGUGGGUGAUGGAUACUGGAUAUGCUGAUAUACUGGGCAACGGUGUUCAAUACGCAGUGCCUUCUCUAGUCAUCUACGACCUUUACACCGAUAAACUGCUCCGCCGUCACUAUUUGCCAGAAUCGUUGCUGAAAGAAGAUUCUUUCUUUGCGAAUAUUAUUAUCGAUGCUGAACGAGGCAAUUGCGAUAAUGCUUAUGCAUAUAUCCCUGAUUUGGGAGGUUACCAGGUCAUCGUGUACUCCUUUAAUGAGGAUAAAUCGUGGCGUGUAAAGCAUAACUUUUUCCACUUUGAUCCACUCGCCGGAGACUACAACAUUGCAGGUGUUAACUUCCAAUGGACCGAUGGAAUAUUCGGAAUGGCGGUUGGCAAACGUCUCAAGGAUGGUACUCGACCAGUCUACUUCCAUGCGUUUUCCAGUACCAAAGAAUUCAUGGUUUCGAAUCACAUUCUUCAAAAUGAGACCUACUCUCAGAGUCCACUUUCAUAUUACGAUUACAAGCUGAUGGGCGAUCGUGGACCCAACUCACAGUCUUCUGCCGAAUUUUACGAUGCUGAGACCGGAGUAAUCUUCUACACACAGGUCAACAAAGACGGUGUUGGAUGUUGGAAUACUGCCCAUCAGCUAACAACCGAUACCCAAGGCCUGGUCGAUUCGGACAGUGAUGCGCUGGUUUUCCCCAACGAUCUCAAAGUAGACACCGAAGGAAACUUAUGGGUUCUAUCGGAUCGUCUACCGUUGUUCAUAUUCACCACUCUGGAUCCAGAACAGUACAAUUAUAGAAUCCUGACCGGACAGGUGAAAGAUGUCAUCAAAGGUACUCCAUGCGACGCUUAAAUUUUUAAAACUAGACAAACAAAAAACAAUGGCAUGUGCUUAUGAUUUCACAACACAAUUAUUGGUAGUAAAAUCAAAUGUUAAUGCAGAUGACAACUAAAAUGUAAAAUAAAGUUUCAUUUCAAAACUCGCUUUAUUAAAAACAAAA